AUGGGCAAUGGCAACAGUACAAGACAUGGUUAUGAAAUCAAAACAAAAACAGGAGACAAGAAAGGAAUGGGGACGGAUGUUCACAUUUACAUUACGUUAAUCAGUGAAGAUGGUAGGAGGUCACACGAUCUUUAUUUGGAUUGUAAGUGGAGGAAUGAUUUCGAGGCCGGAGCGGUAGAUACAUUUCCAUUUGGUGACGAAGUUCCCGAUAUUGGUCCCAUCUCAAAGGUGGAAAUCCAUCGCUAUUCAACAUUUGUAGCAUCGGAAUGGUUCAUGGAAUGGGUGGAAAUCACUAAUCAUUAUCGACCAGAAGACAAACCUGAUAUUUUCCCGUUUCAGCGCUGGGUUAGAUCUGGUGUACGUUUCACAGUUUGCAGGUAUGAUUCAGUAAAAGUGGAUUUCUGAUAUGGUGCUGCACGGGGCGGUCACCUUCAAAAUUUUACUUGUGGAAUCAAGAAAACGAUGAUAAACGAUUCCAUCUCAAGUACCGUUGCCAUCGAGCACGGAUCAACAUAUAUAUAUAUAUAGUGAAACGAUGACUUCUCACCAUGUGCAUGCAAUAGCUACUGCAGUUCCUUUUAAUCUUUUACAGCAGUUGAACCAACCAAUUAUAAUUAUAAUUAUAUAAUUAUAAAAUAGAUAGACAGUAAAGUUGUCUUGGAUAGACGAAAUGGUCUUACCAUAAACAGAGGUCACAAGGAGUUGCCUAUACAGUACGUCCAUGUGUUAUCUGUGUGGAUAAGAAUCUUAGAAUGCACUUCCGGGAGUGCACACAGCUAGAUAAUCAUUGUUAGCAUUGCAUGCCAAUGUUUGCUGUGCACUUAAGAACACUCGGCCUAGAUAAUUCUUGACAUUGCCGCGGUAUUUCAACUGUUACAGUUUCAUUAAUAAAUCCACUCGGCCCAAUGAUUUAGGUACGACAGCUGUUUGCCUCAGUAUUCUGAGUUUCCUGGUCAACGUCAAUAUGAGUUGGAAAAGAAAAGAAAGGAUUAUGUCCUGGUUGAAAAGAAACCAGGAAUACCAAAACAG
Paramuricea clavata is the source of this 1029-nucleotide messenger RNA. The record is from the annotation of a GenBank genome assembly. Lineage: Eukaryota; Metazoa; Cnidaria; Anthozoa; Malacalcyonacea; Plexauridae.